AUGCCCGGACGUGGACGAGUGCGGGUGCGCGCUGGGGCUACGUUCGGUGCCGCCGUGGCGCAGUGCCACAACAGCCCCGGCAGCUUCAGUGCCGGCUGCCAGCGCGGCUCCAGGGCGACGGCGUCACCGCCUGCAGAGCCCAAUUCCCGGCAGGAAAUCUCCUUUUUCUUCCUGGAGCCGUUCCGGGGCCCGCCGGGGGGGUGUGCGCGGCGCCCCUCGUGCCUCUCGUGCCUGGCGGAUCUGGGCUGCGCCUGGUGCCCGCCCAGCUCCUCGUGCCACCCGCGGCAGCCCCAGCACGGCCCCGGUUGGCCCCCAAACCCCUGCGGGGCCGCGGGGGGCGGCCCCCGGCUGCUGCUGCACCCCCAGAGCUGCGUGCUGUGCGAGGAGCACCGCGACUGCCGCAGCUGCGCCGCGGACCCUUUCUGUGAGUGGCAGACCCUGGGACCCCCCGACUCCAAACGGGGCGACUUCGUCUGCAGCCGCCGGGGGAGGGACCCGGCCGCCGUCAGGGACCCCCAGCAGUGCCCCCCCCCCUGCAGCAGCCGCAGCACGUGCUCCUCGUGCCUGGCGCCCCCCUCGCCGUGCGCCUGGUGCCCCUCGGCGCGGCGCUGCUUCCUGUUCGCCGCCUACCUGGCCAGGUACCCGUACGGGGGGUGCCGAGGCUGGAGCGACAGCGUUCACUCGGCCCCGCAGUGCCGGGGCUGCUCCCAGCUCGGCUCCUGCCAGGAGUGUCUGAGCCAGCACGGCUGCGGCUGGUGCGGGCGGCGGCCGAACCCCGCGCUCGGCAGCUGCUUCGAGGGCGACUUCUCGGGGCUGCACCACUUCCCCAACUGCUCCGCGGCUCUGGCCCAGCUGAGUGACCACCAGAGUGACCACCUGAGUGACCACAGUGACCAGAGUGACCACGGUGCCCAGCAGGAUGCCCAGCAGAGUGCCCAGAAUGCCCACCAGGGUGACCAUUUGAAUGACCACCAGAAUGACCACCAGAAUGACCAGCAGGAUGCCCAGCAGGAUGCCCACCAGGGUGACCAUUUGAAUGACCAGCAGAGUGACCAUUUGAAUGCCCAGCAGAGUGACCAUUUGAAUGACCAGCAGAGUGACCAUUUGAAUGCCCAGCAGAGUGACCAUUUGAAUGACCAGCAGGAUGACCAUUUGAAUGCCCAGCAGAGUGCCCAGCAGAGUGCCCAGAAUGACCACCAGGGCGACCGUUUGAGUGACCAGCAGGAUGACCAUUUGCAUGCCCAGCAGAGUGACCACCAGGAUGCCCAGCAGGAUGACCAGCAGGAUGCCCAGCAGAGUGCCCAGCAGAGUGACCAUUUGAAUGACCACCAGGGUGACCAUUUGAAUGCCCAGCAGAGUGCCCAGCAGAGUGCCCAGCAGAGUGACCACCAGGGUGGCCGUUUGAGUGCCCAGCAGAGUGACCAUUUGAAUGCCCAGCAGAGUGCCCAGCAGAGUGACCACCAGGGUGGCCAUUUGAAUGCCCAGCAGAGUGCCCAGCAGAGUGCCCAGCAGAGUGCCCAGGAUGACCACCAGGCUGACCGUUUGAGUGACCAGCAGAGUGCCCAUGUGAAUGGUCAGGGUGCCCGCGGCAGCGCCCCCCAGUGGUCGUACGGCGCGUGCCCGGACGUGGACGAGUGCGCGCUGGGGCUGGCGCGGUGCCACCCGCGGGCGCGGUGCCACAACAGCCCCGGCAGCUUCCAGUGCCGCUGCCAGCGCGGCUUCCAGGGCGACGGCGUCACCGCCUGCGAGCCCACGUGUUUGUCCGACUGCGGCCACGGCUCCUGCUCGGGGCCCCCCGACUUCACCUGCGUUUGUCACCUGGGCUGGACGAGCCCCCGAGCGCCCAACGGCUCCGAGCCCCCGCAGUGCUCCCUGGACUGCGGCUGCAACUUCCAGAGCUCCUGCGAGCGCCAGGGCCCCGGCGUGUGCGACCAGUGCCAGAACUGGACGGAGGGCCCGCGGUGCCAGCGCUGCCGCCCCGGCAGUUUCGGCCCCGGCGGGCUCGGCGGGUGCCGCCCCUGCGGCUGCCACGGCCACGGGGACCCCGAGCGCGGCUUCUGUCACCGCAGCUCGGGGCUCUGCCACUGCCUGCCGCCCACCACGGGGCCCCACUGCGACCGCUGCGCGCCCGGCUACUACGGCGACCCCAGGCACGGGGGCGCGUGCGUGCGGCAGUGCCGGGGCCGCCGCGUGCUGCCCUCGCUCGGGGCCCCGCUGCAUUUGGGCUCCCGGGCGGGGCAGGCGGGGCCGCCCCUCCCCCACUGCCUCUGGCUGCUCUCGGUCACGGGGGGGCCCCGGCCCUGCCCCAAAAGCGCCCGGAAUUGCCCCAAAAUCGGCCUCACCCUGCGGCCCGACGGCGAGCAGCUCUGCCAGGGCAGCUUCGUGUACGCCUUCGACGGGCUCCCGGCGCUGCUGGACGGGGGUGCAGGGGGAGCCCACCCUGCUGGGGGCGCUCUGCGGGGGGGGCAGCGGCCACAGCCUCAGCCUGGAGGCCAGCUCAGGGGUUCUGGUUCUUUAUUUCGAACCCGACGGCGCCGCCGGGGGGUGGGGCUUCCGCGCGCGCGUGGAGCCGAGGCCCCGCCCCUCCCCCACUGGCUCUUCGGGGGGCUCAGCCUGGCCCAGGGACCUCUGGACAGCCUCUACAGGUACUCGGUCCGGGAUCGCCGCUGGACUCAGGUGCUGGCGGGGGAGGGGGAGGGCGGGGCCGGCCCCGCCCCCCGGUACCUGCACGCGGCCACGCCCCUGCCGGGGGCCGGGGCGCUGCUGCUCGUGGGGGGGCUCACGUGGGCCGGGGUGGCCUCGGACACGUGGCUGCUGAACCUCAGCUCGCUGCAGUGGCGCCGCCUGCAGGCCCCGCAGGUGCCGGCCGUGGCCGGGCACUCGCUGACCGCCGUCGGGUCCCGCGGGGUUUUUUUGGUCGGGGGCUUCUCGCCCCAGAACGGCUUCAACACCGAGCUGCUGAUCUUCGACCCCCCCUCGGCAACCUGGGCGGUGGCCGCCACCUCGGGGACCCCCCCCACAGGUGUGUACGGGCACUCGGCGUCGCUGCACGAGGCCUCGGGGGCGCUGCUGCUGUUCGGGGGGCAGCGCUUCCACGUGGAGCCCCGUGUGUACGGGCACUCGGCGUCGCUGCACGAGGCCUCGGGGGCGCUGCUGCUGUUCGGGGGGCAGCGCUUCCACGUGGAGCGCGUGGCGCCGAGCGCCGAGCUCUACAGCCUGAGCCUGGCCCGGCUGCACUGGAGCCUGCUGGCCCCGGCCCGCGGGGACAAGCCCCGCCCCCACUAUUUCCACGCGGCCGCGGUGCUCGGGGACACCCUGGUGGUCGUGGGCGGGCGCAACGACCGCAGCGACUUCAGCAACGCCGUGCUGCUCUACCAGAUCCGCUGCAACGCCUGGAUCCUGCCCCCCCACACCGACCCGUCGGUGGUGGGCCCCCCCAUGCCGGCCUCCGUUGGCCACGCCCUGGCCGAGCUCGGGGGGCUCCUCUUCCUCUCGGGCGGGUUCAACGGGGGCGCCCUGGGGGGGCUCUGGGCGCUGCGGGUGCCCCCCGAGCCCUGCGGGGCCCUGCCCGACCCCCCCGCCUGCAACGGCUCCGGCGGCGCCUGCGCCUGGUGCGGGGGGCAAUGCAAAUGAGAUGCAAAUGACCCCUGCAGGCUGGGGUGCUCCCCCAUCCCCGCGCCCUGCGCCCCCUCCCCGCGGGACCCCCUCGAGUGCCGGCGCCUGCGGAGCUGCAGCGAGUGCCUGGCCCAGCACCCCCUGGCGGGCUCGGGUCCCCCGGCGUGCAAGUGGUGCACGAACUGCCCCGAGGGCGCGUGCAUCGGCGCGGGCUCCAGCUGCCGCCGCGAGAACGAUUGCCGCAUCAACCAGCGCGAGAUCUUCGCGCCGCAGAACUGCUCCGAGAACGCGUGCGCCGCCCCCGACUGCCCCCGCUGCGCCGGCGCCGGCCGCUGCAUGUGGACACGGCAGUUCAAGAGAACUGGUGAGACGCGGCGCAUCCUGAGCGUGCAGCCCAGCUACGACUGGACGUGUUUCAGCCACUCGCUGCUCAACGUGUCGCCGAUGCCCGUGGAGUCGGCGCCGCCGCUGCCGUGCCCCAGCCCGUGCCACCUGCAGCGCUCGUGCCACGCCUGCCUCAGCUCUGCCGGCGCCGGCGCCGACGGCGGCUGGCAGCACUGCCUCUGGAGCCUGGCCCUCAGCGAGUGCCUCAGCCCCAGCUUCGCCCCCCCCCCUGCCGCUGCCUGCGCGGGAGCUUUUUGGGGCUUUUUCAGUGCCUCAGCCCCAGCUUCGCCCCGCUGCGCGAUGCCUCGCCGGGAGCUGCGGCCGCCUCCUCCGGGGCGGGGGGGGCGCGGCGGCUUCUGGAACCUUCGGGGGGCUCCCCCUUCCCCCCGCGGCUGGGGAAGGGGCCCCUCCGGGCGCUGGGGGAGGGGUCCCCGAGCGCUGCCCCCCCGGUGCGGGGGCCUCGCGGUGCUUCGCCAGUGCCUGCAGCGGCCCCGCUGCGGCUGGUGCGCCCGCGCCGGGCACAACGGCGGCGGCCGCUGCCUCGAGGGGGGGCUCAGCGGGCCCCGGCACGGUGUGACCCAGGCGUGCGGCGCCGGCGGAAUUUGGGCUUUCCUGAGCUGCCCCCCCGAGGACGAGUGCGAGAACGGGCACCACACCUGCGGCCCCAGCCAGGUGUGCCGGGACCUGCCCGAGGGCUUCACCUGCACCUGCAGGGCGGGCUACAGCCUGGACAGCCGCACAGGUGAGUGCCGCCCCGUGUGCCGCCAGGGCUGCGCCAACGGCACCUGCGUGGAGCCCGACAGGUGUCGCUGCCGACUUCGCGUGGGCGGCGACUGCGCCCGCGCCCUGCGCCUGCAACGGCCACAGCGACUGCGCCCGCCCCAGCGGCCGGGACACCUGCCUCAGGUGUAUGAACAACACCCAGGGCCGCAGUGCGAGCGGUGCCGCCCGCUGUUCGUGGGCUCCGCCCUGGCCGGGGGCACCUGCCUCACCUGCCGCCUCACCUGCCGCCCACCGGCACCGACGUGUCGUAGGCAGCGCCCAGCUGGAGCGGCACCGGCCACACCGGCUGGCGACAGGUCCUGA
Camarhynchus parvulus is the source of this 5085-nucleotide messenger RNA. Its product is annotated as multiple epidermal growth factor-like domains protein 8. Lineage: Eukaryota; Metazoa; Chordata; Aves; Passeriformes; Thraupidae. The transcript has 28 exons. The record is from RefSeq and is a predicted model, not a curated record. Gene Ontology annotation, molecular function: calcium ion binding; protein binding.